This is a messenger RNA of Mytilinidion resinicola, 852 nucleotides long. RefSeq lists its product as uncharacterized. The transcript has 2 exons. Gene Ontology annotation, biological process: regulation of transcription by RNA polymerase II. Bases 1 to 852 code for a protein of 283 amino acids. Gene Ontology annotation, cellular component: nucleus. The record is from RefSeq and is a predicted model, not a curated record. NCBI's taxonomy places the organism in Eukaryota, Fungi, Ascomycota, Dothideomycetes, Mytilinidiales, Mytilinidiaceae. Gene Ontology annotation, molecular function: RNA polymerase II transcription regulatory region sequence-specific DNA binding; DNA-binding transcription activator activity, RNA polymerase II-specific.
AUGUCUUACAACGGCCGUCGCGGACCCAACGUGUCGCAGUACAUCGCCGGCCUCAACACGAUCCAGCCCGUCGAGGACCUGCCCGACCCGCUGCUCAACAUGGACGAGGACAUGGCGCUGUUCACCAACACCGAGUUCAUCGACUGGGACCACGGCAGCCUCGACGUGCCGCAGCCGCUGGACUACGACCCCGUCGCAGAGCAGCGCGCCCGCCGGAUGAAUGCGUCGCGCGGCAGCUACAGCAGCGCCACCAAGGAGUUUGGCGCUGCCAGCAAGCCCGAGUUCCUCAACAGCGACUUCCAAUUCCAAGACUUUUCCGGCUUCAACAGCUCCAUCACCGACCCCCAAUUGCCCAACCUGUCGCAGAACACGCCCGCCGGCUAUCCGCUCGCCUCCUACGGGUCGCCCGUCUCCAACUCGGCCUCGCCCGUGUCGCCGCAGUUUGGCCCCGGGCCUGGUGAGAAGCGCAAGCUCGACGCUAUCACAGACCCUAACGGCGCAUCAGGCGAAGAACCAACCCGCGUCGCCGCCGAGGAGGACAAGCGCCGCCGCAACACGGCCGCCAGCGCCCGCUUCCGCGUCAAGAAGAAGCAGCGUGAGCAGGCCCUCGAGAAGACCGCCAAGGACAUGACCGACAAGGUCGGCGUGCUGGAAACCAAGAUCACACAGCUCGAGAUGGAGAACAAGUGGCUUAAGAGCCUCAUCACGGAGAAGAACGAGAGCUCGGCCGAUGUCAGCGCCAUGUUCAAGAAGUUUCAGCAGACCCAGGAGACAGCAGGCGAGCGGAGUACCGGCCAACGCACCGACGGCGUGGGCACCGGCGCCGACCACAAGCAAAAGGCCAAGGCCUAA